Molecule: messenger RNA, 1494 nt
Organism: Lepus europaeus (European hare)
Lineage: Eukaryota; Metazoa; Chordata; Mammalia; Lagomorpha; Leporidae
Product: E3 ubiquitin-protein ligase XIAP-like
Exons: 1
Coding region: 1-1494 (497 amino acids)
Cellular component (GO): nucleus; cytoplasm
Source: RefSeq, a predicted model, not a curated record
AUGAUGUUUAACAGUUUUGAAGGAUCUAAAACUUGUGUGGCUGCAGACAGCAAUAAAGAUGAAGACUUUGUAGAAGAGUUUAAUAGAGUAAAAACCUUCGCUGGUUUUCCAAGUGAUAGUCCUGUUUCAGCAGCAACACUGGCUCGAGCAGGGUUUCUUUCUGCUGGAGAAGGAGACGCUGUACGAUGCUUUAGUUGUCAUGCAGCCGUGGAUAGGUGGAUGUAUGGAGACUCAGCGGUUGGAAGACACAGGGAAGUAUCCCCAAAUCGCAGAUUUAUCAAUGGCUUUUAUUCUGAAAACAGUGCCACACAACCUACAAAGCCUGGUGUCCAAAAUGGUGAAUAUAGAAGUGCAGACGACCUGGGAAACAGAAAUCAUUUUGCGUUAGACAGACCGUCUGAGACUCCUGCAGAGUAUCCUUUGAGAACUGGACAGGUUGUAGAUACCCCAGACACUGUAUACCCGAAGAACCCUGCCAUGUGUAGUGAAGAAGCUAGAUUAAAGUCCUUUCAGAACUGGCCAGAUUAUGCCCACUUAACUCCCAGAGCGUUAGCCAGUGCUGGGCUCUACUACACAGGUAUUGAUGAUCAAGUGCAGUGCUUUUGUUGUGGUGGAAAACUGAAAAACUGGGAACCUGGCGAUCGUGCCUGGUCAGAACACAGGCAACACUUUCCUAACUGCUUCUUUGUUGUGGGCAGGGAUGUUAAUAAUCAAAGUGAAUUUAAUAUUGUGAGUUCUGAUAGGAAUUUCUCAGAUUCAACAAAUCCUCCAAGAAACCCAGCCAUGGCGGAUUAUGAUGCUCGGAUCAGUACUUUUGGAUUGUGGAGAUACUCAGUUAACAAGGAGAAGCUUGCGAGAGCUGGAUUGUACUGUUUAGCUGAAGGUGAUAGAGUAGAGUGCUUUCACUGUGGAGGGGGCUUAACUGACUGGGAGCCCAGGGACGACCCUUGGGAGCAACAUGCUAAGUGGUAUCCAGGGUGUGAAUAUGUAUUAGAAAAGAAAGGACAAGGGUACAUCAACAAUAUUCAUCUGACCCACUCACUGGAGGAGUCUCCAGCAAGGACUGCUGGAAAAAUACCAUCCCUAUCCCGAAGAAUUCUUGAUCCCAUCUGCCAAAGUCCUGUGCUACAAGAAACUCUGCAAAUGGGAUUCAGUUUCAGGGAGAUUGAGAAAAUAGUGGAGGGAAAAGUACACAGGUGUGGGAGCAACUAUAAAUCACUUGAGGUUCAGGUUGCAGACCUAGUGACUGCUCAGGAAAACAGUCCACACGAUGACUCAGGUCAGGCUUCCUUGCAGCAAGAAGUUAGCACUGAAGAGCAGCUAAGGCGCCUGCAACAGGAGCGGCUUUGCAAAAUCUGUGUGGAUAGAAAUGCUGCUGUUGUUUUUAUUCCUUGUGGACAUCUGGUCACUUGUAACACAUGUGCUGAAGCAGUUGACAAAUGUCCCAUGUGCUACACAGUCAUUACUUUCAAGCAAAAAAUUUUUACAUCUUAA